AAUGAACCUCGUUUUUAACUGCGUGGGUGUGCGUGCCACAAAUAAGCGUUCAGUCGUUCCCGCCUCUCUGACGCGCGCGGCACCGAUCAGCUGCGCGUUAAAACACUUCCAUACAUGCACUUACUGUUCUCCGAAGAGUCCGCUGGAGCGCAUUUCUCUCUCGUCGGGUUCAUAGCUUUGAGGGUAGAACAAGAUGACAGGUUCUCCAUCUUUGUUGUUCAGUCUGACUGAAUUGGCUGUGGUUAUUUCUUUGGCCUAUAGUGGUGCAUCCAUCACAAACAAUCAAGAUGACUGCCACUUAACGCAUAUAAAAGUUCCAGUGAUCCUGGACCAAGGCACAGUGAGGCUUCAAAGCCCAGAAUUCACUGCUGACAACUUUAGUGAGCCAGGAGUGUUGUGUGGGAUUGAGUGCCAAAGAAAGCUGCCAAAACCGAGGCCUGCUGAGCUGGAACGACUACUAUCUUAUGAAACCGUCUACGAGAACGGAACACGUACAUUCACCAAAAUAAAAUUGGAAGAGACCGCCGAAUUAAAAAACGCAUCCUCUUCCAUUGUCUGCCAGGCAGGACACCUUAAACGCAGAAAACGGCAGGUAUACGGCAUGGACGGCCGCUUUGUGAUCACAGAUAAACACUUCAUCACCAAAUAUCCCUUUUCUGCCUCAGUGAAGCUCUCUACGGGUUGCUCAGGCAUCUUGGUUUCUCCAAAACACGUACUGACUUCUGCCCACUGUGUCCAUGAUGGCCAGGUCUAUCUGAAAGGGACCAAGAGGCUGCGAGUGGGUGUCAUGAAGCUCCACUCCAAACGCAGGGGAGGAGGCCAACGAGGAGACAGGAGGAGAGGAAGCGAAGUAGCCACUGAAGGAGAACUACUUCAUAGAGAAAGAGAACACAGGAGGAAAAGGAAGAACCGUAUUAGACGUGACACAGAUUCAGAUCGGUCCAGACAGCCGGUGUUCAGGUGGACACGUGUCAAACGAACACAAGUUCCAACGGGAUGGAUGAGGAGAGCAGGCAGGGAGGUCUCGGCUGAUUAUGAUUACGCCCUUCUGGAGCUGAAAAGACCCCAAAAGAUGAAGUUCAUGGAGUUAGGCAUUGUUCCUGUAGUGAAGGACAUCCCGGCUGGAAGAAUCCACUUCUCUGGUUUCGACAAUGACCAAUUAGGGAAAGUGGUCUACCGCUUCUGUUCGGUCUUAGAGGAAUCGAAUGACCUCAUGUACCAGUACUGUGAUGCGCAGAAGGGGUCUAGUGGAGCCGGGGUGUACGUGAGGCUACGAGAUCAGGGAGGAAAAGGGAAGUGGAAGAGGAAGUUAAUUGGUGUGUUUUCUGGACACCAGUUGGUGGAGGUUGAUGGGAUGGAGAAGGACUAUAAUGUGGCGGUCAGAAUAACACCUGCCAAGUACGCCCAGAUAUGCCACUGGAUCAAUGGAGAUGCUAGUCAGUGUAAACUGAGCUGAGAAAGGUCAACAAGUCCUCAAGACUGCUGAGACAGUCGAGAUGCAAACUUCAAAACUGGUCCUUUUUGUGACCCAAUGGAAAAUCCAUG
Molecule: messenger RNA, 1545 nt
Organism: Cyprinus carpio (common carp)
Lineage: Eukaryota; Metazoa; Chordata; Actinopteri; Cypriniformes; Cyprinidae
Product: inactive serine protease 35-like
Biological process (GO): proteolysis
Molecular function (GO): serine-type endopeptidase activity
Source: RefSeq, a predicted model, not a curated record